AUGUGGUUGAUUGCUCUUUUGGUGCCACUGCUUCCCACCAUCUUCAUGGUGUCCAGCCUUUAUUGUGGUAUAGUUUCUAUCCUGUGCCAUCAAGCAUUGGCCUGGGCUCUGAGGUUGGUGGGAGGGGAGGCGUGUGUCAAGAGCACACACGUCUUUGUGUUCUCUAAUUGCACCCAUGGCAAAGGUGACAGCGUCUUAGAGACCUUUGACCUUUAUGCUGAGACACAUCAGUCUCUCUGCAUUGGUCCACAGAUUGGUGAGAUACUGGAUGACGUAGUGAAAAGUGUCCGCCCUUUGUGGGUGCUGGAGCUCAGAAUGCACUGUGGCUACAGCUCUGGCCGUCUGCUUCGUCUGCUGCCCCAUGGAGGCAGACUAAUCACAGUGGUGCUGGACCCAGUCACAGCAGAUCUUGGAGAGGAAAUCAUCCUGGUGGCUGGCUUCAAGCAAUCCCAGGUACAGUUUUUACCCAGCUCAGCUGAGGCCAUCCCAACAUUAAAUUCUUUCAGUGAUGGCAUAAAUCUGGUGCUAAUGGACCACGAUUCCCAGCAGUACCUUUUAGAUCUGCUGGCCUUGGAGAGAGAGGAGCUCCUCUGCCCAUCUGGCUGCACUGUGCUGUUGAAUAGAGGAAUCAAAGAGCCGAUGAUCUCAGAGGAGUCCUGGAUCACACCAGAGGAAGAGUCGAUUCCUACUGCAUCAAAACAGAGCAUCCAUUUAUGAUGGAGAUUUUUUACAGGAAGGGAAGUACAAAGGAAGUCUGCAAUGGCAAAGUUUAGCUAAGAUGUGGGUGUAUUUUGGGGGUGUUAAAUAUUUCAUAAUCUCUAGUAUGACUCAUAAGGCAAAGAACUGCAAU
Molecule: messenger RNA, 850 nt
Organism: Pundamilia nyererei
Lineage: Eukaryota; Metazoa; Chordata; Actinopteri; Cichliformes; Cichlidae
Product: transmembrane O-methyltransferase-like
Exons: 3
Coding region: 1-717 (238 amino acids)
Biological process (GO): developmental process; dopamine metabolic process; catecholamine catabolic process
Molecular function (GO): catechol O-methyltransferase activity
Source: RefSeq, a predicted model, not a curated record